UGUAAGAGAGAAACAGUAAUCGAGAGAUGCUUGAGCUGUGGAACCCACUAGGAAAAACAACGCACAGAGAGCAGACAAAAAAUAAGGAAAAUUAUACCUUUACCAGAGCUUCAAGCGAAUCCCGAACCGAGCAGUCGCAGCCGGGUCCGAGCGAGAGUUGAUUUUUUUUUAGAGUGCGACGUUCAAUAAAAAUUUAUAUACUCCAUCAUAAUCGUUUAUCACACUCGGUGAGUGAAGGCAGUGAAAAUCGGAAGCAGCGGGAAAAAAUUGGUGAUCAAGAGCAGGUCGAUCCGGGAACGAGCAAAAAUACGCUACGGCACACAUUUUCAGUUGUUUGUUUUUUUUGCGUAUAAUUUCAUUUUAUAGUUUUAGUUAUAUUGUUGCUAUCAAUAUCUAAUAACAUGGGAAAGCCGAGAAACAAGUGUAAAAUCAUAAUGAUCUAUUAAAAUAUUUAUAACAUCAGCGCUCGAAGAAAGACAAAAAGAAGGUGAUGAGAGGAUAAGGCGGUUAAAUACGCGUAAAUUUAACACAUCGCAAUAAUCAUAAACAAUAAAUUCAUAUACGACUUUUGCCUUCUGGCAAAGUGACUGGAGGAGCAAAAUAAUAAAUCGUUUUAAAACAAAUAUAAAUAAAUAAUUAGCUGAUUUUAAUAUUCACUGCUCGUGCCCACGCAUGUACGCGUUCACGUCGACCAAUAGUGGCAGUGGUGAUAGUGAACGGAACAACAGUAAAGAUUGUCGAGAUAGUGAAACUAGACAGAAGUGAGAAGAAACGCAUAAAAUUAAAAUAUACUGUGUUAGUGUGAGUGAUUUUUCGAAAUUGUCGCAUUUUUAUGUCAAUACACAACGUAUUCUGUAUGACAUGACUUCAAAAAUGAAAUUGUAAAAUCGAAACGUUGUGUAUGAAGGCCCGUGCUGCAGCAGUGAUCGAUAGAAGAGAAACAUAAACGCGAGCAAAAAGUUAAAAUCAAACAAGUUAUGAUCAUUAAAAAAGAAAGUAAUGACAACCACUACUCGUCGCUCAGAGUUAGUGAUUUGCUCAUAAGGAAGAAUAUACCAAACAUACUCGGUCGAAGUAGCAUUCUGGCAAGUGCGGCUUACGGGUCGCACGCUGCUGCCGGGGCCUGGUGGGGGCAACACUCCCAUUCAGUGCAUACGGCCGGUGCUGCCAUGUACGAGGACCCCACCGGUGGCCAGACAGGAGUCGGCGGUCGGAGUCCACCGUCCCUACAGAAUACAUCCCAUAGUACAAACCAUAUCGUACAACAACAGCAGCAGCAAGCCCAACAACAGGCCGCAGCACAGCAGGCACAGCAACAACAGCAAGCACAACAACAGCAGGCUCCACCUCAGGUGCCAGCGCAAGUCACUUCACAACAGCCUAAUUCCUCCAGCACUGGUCAGCAAAAUAGCUCGGUCGUGUCCUCCCAGACUCAGAUCGUGGCACCUUCAACGGCUAGUGAAUCACCUGCCAGUGUGAGCUCCCAACCUUCAGGCCCUAUUCAUAUACCAGCAAAACGUCCAGCGUUCGAGACCGAUUCGUCCCGCCUGAGGCACUCGUAUCCGUGGGGCUACGACUCAGGGGCCGACUCAGCCUACCAUCCGCAGUAUCCGUACGGACUCGGGGCGGACAUCAAACCAAUGUACUACCCGGGCUAUCCGACCGAUGCCAACUUUCAGCCACAUCACUACUACCCAAAGUAUGAACCAGACGCCUACAUUGCAUCGUCCGAGCGAAGCCGGGCAGUGGCGGCGGAUGCACCCUCGCUUCAAUCCAGCUACGAUACCUACAAUUCCACCGGACUGCGGCCGUACUCCAGUGAAACAUAUCCUAAUCCUGUAGGUUCCAGCAUUUCGGUGGGGGUAGGUGGAGUAGGUUCCUGUACACCGUCAAAUCCAUUGGAAUGGACUGGCAAUGUAACGGUACGAAAGAAGCGAAAACCCUACUCGAAGUUCCAGACACUCGAGCUGGAGAAGGAGUUCCUAUUCAAUGCCUACGUCUCCAAGCAGAAGCGAUGGGAGCUGGCUCGGAAUUUGAACCUGACUGAGCGACAGGUGAAAAUAUGGUUCCAAAAUCGACGGAUGAAGAAUAAGAAAAACUCCCAACGGCAGCAGGCUCAGUCCAACAACAGCAGUAACAGUAACUCGAGCCACAAUCAUGCGCAACAGCAGUCCCAUCACAAUCCACACCAUUUGAAUUUGGGUCUAGGAAUGCCUCUCCAUGGUUCCAAGAUGCAUCAGUGACCUUUGGAGCACCAUCAGGACGACGCCAACGGACAGCUGAAGAUGGAAAUGUGUGACGUCCCGACUGCUCCGAUGUGUAGCCACAUUCCCCAUCCUCAUCUGAUCAACUAUCAUCAUUAGAGGGUGGAUGACGGUCGGCCACAAUGAUUGGAGCUCCCUUUGAUAAUACGUAACAAAUGCGCUAUAAAUACCAUGCUAGCCAGGCCACCAGUACUAUGCUUCUCCAGUGUGUCGUCGAUGUGUGAAAAGAGGAAUACUGAACAUUAAAAUAAUUCAAAGAAAAAUCAUAUUGCAUGUAUAUAGUACAAUUAAGCUAAUUCGAGUGAGGAAAGGAAGGGAAAGAAUUUUACUUUUCCUUAGGAAACUGAAAACUGAAUCAGACGAAGAGAAUAAAAAAAAAAUCCAGUAAAAGUUAGUGAUUAACUAGGACUUGACAAAAUUCAUUAAUUGAACAAAAUCGAUAAAAAUGAUGAAAAAUAUGUGGAAAGGAAAAUUUUAUUUCCUCGGUUAUAGGUUUACGUACAAGUUAAAAUUCUCGUAGAAAUUGUGGAUCAAACAAUGUGAAAAUGGCAAGAAGGCAAAAGUAUGUGAUCAUUAUUUUAGUAGUUUUUUUUUGAGUAGUUUUUCGUCCUUCUUUCACUUGUUUCAGUUUUCCCCCGUCUCUCCCUCUCAAUUUCUCGCUCACAGUCAGUCAGCAGUGCAGCAGUUUCUCAGCUUGAUUUUUGCUCAGUUUUAUUUUCGUUGCACGAGCUACUUUUUCUCGGCCCCGUCCCACCCUGCAACGGUGAGCGUGCUUUCCUAGCGUUAAUGCAUGAGGUGAAAGGUUUUUUUUUUGGCUCUUUCAAAGAGGGUGACGAGGAGAAUAUGCUCGAUGUCAAACUUAGUUGAAAUUCUGUCGAUAACAAAAAAAAAAAAAAGUAGCAGACUCUUGUAUUAGUUUUAUAAUAUGAGUUAUGAUAGGAGUUGUUUAUCGAAAAAUGUACGUUCUAUUUCCUUUUGUUUCUGGAUUCCUUUCAUCGAUUGAACCAGUGACGUUUCGAGACUAUUUAUUUCCCAGUUGUUCUAUUUGCCGUUCGAAAUACAAUCAAGAGAAUGGAUGGUUAACUUUCUUUUUAUAUUUGUUGAGUUUUGAAGAAUCAGUAGACAGCUUUGAUUAGGUUGGUUUUAGACAUAAAAAAAAAACAAUGUGUUCCGUUAAUAUCUGUUUUGCUCAUGUAGACACAAAUACAAGCUAGUGAUUUUUCAGUUUAAAAAUAGAAAACCAAAAAAUCGAAUCAUGGUCAUUGACAACUGCCCCACUCUCUUGUUUAACAGUUGCGAAUUGUUUUUUAGAGCUUUUACUGUUCUACAUUAUUUUAGGAUGUCUACCGGGAUGAUUGCAAAUUUCUUUUACGUCGAGGAAAGCCUAUGAUUAUUUAUGUAUUUUUAUUUGUAUAUAUACAAUAUGGAAUCAACCAUUUCUGGAUCUAAGAUAAAUAGUUUAGUGUUAAGAAUAAUAGUGCUAAAGUAGAGUAAUGUGUCUCCAGACGAAAGAGAAAAAUGUAAUACUAAACAAGAGCAGACAUCACUAUUUCUUAAUAUAAACAUCAAAACAGUUUUGAAAUUAUAAAAUGUGCUCAAAUUUUUCAUAAAACAAAAACCAUAACUUUAGUAACAAUGAUAUUAGGAGCGAGGAAAUCAUGUUUAAAUAAAGAAAAAGAAAAGAACAGAAGUCAAGCAUAAUCGUACUGUAAAAAGCAGCUACUACCUACUCUAGUGCAGUUAAUCUCUAAUCUGCCACCAAUUAGAUUCCGUUUCCAAUCCGUACUAAGACAUUGGAUCUAAAGCCCAGUUAUUUCAAUUAGGAAAAUAAAACCUCUCAAACGAAUUUCAACCAACUUAAUACUAUCGGAAGUAUGCAUCUCUUUCCUUCAGUUCAAGAAUGAAAAUGAGUCGAUUCAGAACCCAAUUUUCAGAACCUUCUGAAAUGGUACAGAGAACCGAUAUGAUCAUAUACAACCAAAUUUAUAGCAAUCGGAUGCAAAUCAUGUAAAUACUACAUUUCGGUGGAUCAUAUUAGCAGGAGAACCAUAGUUCUAUUUAUUUCGAUGGAUCUGUAAUUGUCACAUGCAAAUCGAAUGCAAAGGAUACAACACAAACACACACACACACACACAAAACCGAACAUCCAUUAACGCUAAACCUGAUAAAGGUGAGCUGUGAGUGGAAAACUAAUUGCAGAAAAAGAUAAAAGAAUAACCAAUGUAAUGAGAGAACAUUUUAACUAUUGUAAUUUAAAAUUAAUUAGUUUUAAUAUAAUGACUUUAAAUAAACGUAUUAAUAUAUUAA
Molecule: messenger RNA, 4571 nt
Organism: Ochlerotatus camptorhynchus
Lineage: Eukaryota; Metazoa; Arthropoda; Insecta; Diptera; Culicidae
Product: homeobox protein abdominal-B-like
Exons: 8
Coding region: 978-2243 (421 amino acids)
Biological process (GO): anterior/posterior pattern specification; proximal/distal pattern formation; regulation of transcription by RNA polymerase II
Cellular component (GO): nucleus
Molecular function (GO): RNA polymerase II cis-regulatory region sequence-specific DNA binding; DNA-binding transcription factor activity, RNA polymerase II-specific
Source: RefSeq, a predicted model, not a curated record